AUGGCCUCUAGGGAGCAGAGAGACUGGCGAGUAAUACCUAAAUGUGAAGAUACAAACUACUGCCUUUUAGAAUUGAUUAGACCAAACAGAGACUCCGUCCUACUUGCCGAUGGCGGUCUCACUGAAGACUACAAUCUCUCGUCAUUCGCGUCUCUGGGCGAGACGUGGAGACUGAGAGCAGCGAGAUUCAGACAACUAGCAGCAAAAGGACGGGCGGACAGACGCACGAGGAAGUUUUAUCAGCAACAAAGGGGCGUGGCUUGGUCAUUUUUGGAAGCGGAGGCAUUGACUGCGCAGUCAGAUGAGAGUGUGGAGCUAAAAGAGCAGACAAAUGAACGACCCUUUAGAAGGCGGUCGUCGGUGUCUAGAGAUAAUGAGCGUCGUAGAAUUUUAAGAGCAACAAACUGGAGUCUCUCUAUCAAUGUGUUGCUGUUUGUUAGCAAAAUCGUUGCUUCGGUUUUGUCUGGCUCUCUUUCAGUGAUUUCUAGUUUGGUCGAUUCUGCUCUUGAUCUGUUUUCGGGAGUGACACUUUGGUUGGUAAAUCGAGCUAUGCGUUCAAAGCCUGAAGACAUUUACCUCUAUCCCUCGGGUAAAACUCGACUGGAACCUGUUGCGAUCAUUGUGUGUGCGUCGGUUAUGGGAACAGCUACUUUGCAACUGGUAUCAACGUCGGUUCAGAGUAUUAUUGAAGGGAAAGCAAGUCCAAAUGUAGCAGCUCUGUCUGGUUCGUUGAUGGGCGUCACAGUAAUUGCAAAGUUAUUUCUCUUCGUUUAUUGUAGCCGCUUUCAAAGUCCAACAGUACAAGCAUUGGCACUAGAUCAUAGGAAUGAUGUUGCAUCCAACAUAGCUGCUAUUGUUUUUGGUCUUCUUGGCACAUACAUUUGGCCGAAUGCAGAUCCUCUUGGUGCAAUGAUAAUUGCAGUGUAUAUUAUUAUAAAUUGGUGUAUGGCUGGAUAUGAACAAAGUAAACUGUUGAUCGGGCAAACAGCUAGUCCUGAUUUUCUCAAGAAAUUAACUUUUAUUGCUGUAAACCAUCAUCGUGAUGUCUCUCAGGUUGACACUGUGAAAGCAUAUCACUUUGGUCAGAACUUUUUGGUGGAAGUACACGUCGUUCUGGAUCCUAACAUGUCUCUUAGGGAAGUGCACAACAUAGAGGAAUCUCUACAGCAGAAACUAGAAAAACUGGAUGAGGUCGAGAGAGCAUUUGUUCAUGUUGACUUUGAAACAGAUCAUAAUCCACUGGAGGAACACAAACAACUAUAAGGAGGAUAUAGGGGUUGUAGAAACGUGGUAUUUGAUCAUUUUAUUAUUUGUGUCCUUUGUUAUGAUUAUACUGGCUGGGGAUGUUAGGACUGAUCAUCUAGUUGACACAGAAACCUUAGACAGAUACCAGAGCGCAACCCUGGAUUGUCAAGUAUAAACAUUUCUAGAGUGUUGCUAGUCCUUAAGUUGUGGUAGUGCUCAACAAUGAUGCACUAUGUAUAUAAAAUGGAAGAGCUGGAUUGUAA
Corticium candelabrum is the source of this 1508-nucleotide messenger RNA. RefSeq lists its product as uncharacterized. The coding region runs from base 1 to 1263 and encodes 420 amino acids. Gene Ontology annotation, molecular function: monoatomic cation transmembrane transporter activity. Gene Ontology annotation, biological process: transmembrane transport; monoatomic cation transport. The record is from RefSeq and is a predicted model, not a curated record. NCBI's taxonomy places the organism in Eukaryota, Metazoa, Porifera, Homoscleromorpha, Homosclerophorida, Plakinidae. Gene Ontology annotation, cellular component: membrane. The transcript has a single exon.